Messenger RNA from Marmota monax (woodchuck), 9704 nucleotides. It is a transcript of the gene Mbtd1, whose product is annotated as mbt domain containing 1. Gene Ontology annotation, molecular function: zinc ion binding. Bases 4469 to 6604 code for a protein of 711 amino acids. The transcript is spliced from 20 exons. The record is from RefSeq and is a predicted model, not a curated record. Lineage: Eukaryota; Metazoa; Chordata; Mammalia; Rodentia; Sciuridae. Gene Ontology annotation, cellular component: nucleus. Gene Ontology annotation, biological process: regulation of DNA-templated transcription.
CCACUCCCCUCGCCAGCCCCUCCCCUUGUGGGAGUUCCUCCGGGAGGGCCAAUCUUCCGGGUGUAGGGGGACGCGGCGUGAUUGGAGUGGAAAUUUUUUCUAACACAACAAAUGCAACAUAUUGAAAGGUGCACAAGACAGCCAGAGUACAAACGGGGGUGACUGAAUGAAACUUCUACUCUUCCUUCAGAUCUUUUAACCACUGGACUUCACUCAAACCCCAAUUACUUUUACUUCCCUUCGUUUUGGUACGGUCCUUAGAGUACGGAGCCUGCAGAGGGUCCCACGCUGGAGGAGAGAGAGGAGGAGUCGGAAGAGACAUUAGAGGUCACCCAAAGCAGCCGUCCCCUCUGCAGCCUCUGAAAAGUGCUUUUCAGGUUCAUACUUAAGGAUUCAUAACUUUCUUCUGAAGAACUGAAAGUGUCCAUGUGAACUAUUUUAUUUUAUCAUACAUCUUCCUGUGUGGUGUGGAAUAAGGAAGAGGCCAGCGAGAGCUUAAAAAGCACCCUCACUUCUAAGUCCAGUCAUCAUAGAAUAUCUGUUGUGAAGUUUGUGAGCUCAUGCAUACAAUGUUCACAUUUAAAGUUUGAGAAAAUAUACUUGUCAGAUGCCAUCUCACUCAAUCCUGCCUGGAACAUGAAUCAUCCUUUUGUCCAGUUAUCCACAAUUUUAUCCACCCAUUAUUUACUAGCCAUCUCAGUUAUCAGACUAUUAAGGUAUUAGAGGGCUUGUGUUAAAAUACCUUAUGUAGGAGCCUGAAGCCAUAUUGAUCAUCUCAUCAUAUAGGCCUUAUAUCAUUACAAGAAAGGUGAGUAUAGACUAAGUAGAUAUUUUGUCAGAUUCCAUUCAUAUAACUUCUAUUACAGUAUAUUUCAAUUAUUCUCUUAUUGUUAAUCUUACUGUGCCCAAUUUAUAAAUUAUUAUAGAUAUUCAUAGAAGCUGGUAGAAUUCUGGGAGGAGGAGGAGAAUUAACUGGAAAAGUACAUGAGGGAGAUUUCUAGAAUGACAGAGAAGUGCUAUAUCUUGAUAUGCAUUCAAAAAUAUGCCUCAUGUUUUUUGGGGGGGGCCAAGUUACCAGGGAUUGAACUCAGGGGCACUCAACCACUGAGCCACAUCCCCAGCCCUAUUUUGUAUUUUAUUUAGAGACAGGGCCUCAUUGAGUUGCUUAGCACCUCACUUUUGCUGGUGUUGACUUUGAACUUGCGAUCCUCCUGUCUUAGCCUCCCAAACUGCUGGGAUUAUAGACUUGUGCCACCAUGCCCAGCAUGCCUCAGUUUUGAAAAACUUAACCGGUAAGUAAAAGAGAAAUGCAAACAAACUGCAGUUUCUUAUAAACAAUGAUUAAAAUACUAAGCAACAUAAACUGUACAAUAUAUUUAUUGUAUAGUGAGAAGAAAAUUCAUAGCCCUAUAUUAAUGAAUAUGCUUGUCUCAGAAGCAAAAAGAACCAAAAAAAGCCAAAAGAAAACACACACACACACACACACAAAAAAAAAAAAGAAAAGUAGAAAUUAAUGAGUUAGGGGCUGGGGUUAAAGCUCAGUGAUAGAGUACCUGUCUAGCACAUGUGAGGCACUAGGUUCAAUCCUCAGCACCACAUAAAAAAUAAAUGAAUAAACAAAGGUAUUGUAUCCAUCUGCAAAUAAAAGAAAUUAAUGAGUUUACCAAAAAAAAAAAACUAUACAUCCAAUUAAUGAAUCAAUUCUGGGCCUUUAGGGGAAAAUUUGCAAGACAGAUAAACCAUUAACUAAUUUAAGAUGAGAAAAAGAACAAUAGAUAGACCAAGGGGAAUUCUGCCUGGGACAUCACAUCUUCCCAGUGCUACAUGACUACAGAAAAUCGAAGAGGAAAUUGUGAUUAUUUUUAGAAAUAAUACUGAUUUCUAAACCUUUGAUGGAGGUAAUGCAAAGAAAUGAAAACUACAGAUAAUAGUUAAGAAUAUCACUGUAAAAUUCUAACUAUUACGCAGUCUCUCGCACCACAUUAACUCAUUGUGUCCCAGAUGUGGAACACCUUUAAAAACUUAAAUUGAGCAACAAAUAUACCACUAAGGGUAACUGAAAUAAUAUGUGAAUGUUAUGUUCACAGAAUUAAAAACUUGUGACUUAAUGAAUUGUGUAAAAACAUCUUGGUGAAGCUUAUACUAGAAAUACAAAGAUAAUUUAGUGUUUGGGAACCUACAUAAUUUACUAUAUUAAUAGUUCUGAACAGAAAGAUUAUAGAUCUUGAAAAGGCCUGAGGCAAAAUUUUAACACCUAACCGAAAGUUUUGAGAAAACAGGAGUGGAUAAAUACUUCUUUAUUUAACAUGACUUUAUUUUCACAAAUAAGCACCUCAGUCCUAAAGCCAGCAUUUUAAUAAGAAACACAGUAACAAAGUAAGGGUGACUCUUUUCUACACUAUUUAGACUAGAACUCUGAGUCCAUACAUGCAGGAUGGAGAAAACAAGUCAGGCAUAAUACUGGAAAAAGAAAAAAUAAAGUUUCUUUGUUGGUGACAUGAUUGUUUUUAUGAAAAGCCAUAGAAAAUCAAUGGCCAAACUAUCUCAAGACAAUUUGAGAAUCUUAAAUAAUAAAUGUCCAUGUAGUGCAGAAAUAACCAGUUAAGACAAUACAACAACCAGGCAUGGUGGUGCACACCUAUAAUCCAAGCUAAUCAGUAAUUUGAGGCCGGAGGAUCUCAAGCUCGAGGCCAGCCUUGGCAACAUAGUGAGACCCUGUCUCAAAAAAAUAAAAUGACAAAAAACUAGCUCAGUGGUAGAGUGACCCUGGGUUCAAUCCCCAAAACUGCAAAAAAGGAAGGAAAAUAGAAAAGGUGGUACCACAAAAAGAAAAUCACACUUAUAAUAGGAACAACAAAAUACUUAAAAUUCUUAAGGAUGUGCUUUAACGAGAAUUGUUUUAAAAGCUAUGUGAAGCUUGGGGUCUGGGGUUGUAGAGCACUUGUUUAGCAUGUGUGAGGCACUAAGUUCGAUCCUCAGCACCACAUAAAAAAUAAAGUUAUUAUGUCCAUCUACAACUAAAAAAAAAAAAUUUUUUUUUUUUUUAAAUAAAACACUAUGUGAACCAAACUAUAAAGCAUUCCUAAAAGACAAGUUAAGCCAGGCACGGUGACACACGCCUAUAAUCCUAGCAGCUGAAGAGGCUGAAACAGGAGGACCACAAGUUCCAGACCAACCUCAGCAACUCAGUAUGGGCCCUAUCUCAGAUUUUAAAAAGGCGGGAUCUGGGGUUGUUGGCUCAGUGGUUAAGCAACCCUGGGUUCAAUCCCCAGUACCAAAAAGAAAACACAAGAUAAAUUUGAACAAAGGGAAAAGCAUCCAUUGUUCUUGUUUAAGACAUCUCAAUAUCAUCUAGUUGUCACAUCUUUCUAAGUUAAUUGAUAAAUUUGAUUAAAUCCCAAUAUAAAUUUUUUGGUAUAGAGUUGAACUAGUUAAUACAAGAAGUUCAUCUGGAAAAAGAAACAUGCAAGAAUAUGGAAACAUUAAAAGAGCUCUUUGAAGUGGAUCUAGCUCCAGCAGGUAUAAAAAUAUCCUGGAAAGCCUGUAAUUAUAAAAGCUAGGAAAUGGCACGUGACUAGACAAACAAAAAAGCCCUGCACCACCUAAUCUUUUAGUCAACAAGGAACCACAUGUACAAUAGUGGUACCAUAAGAUUAUAACGGUGCUGAAAUUUUCCUGUUGCUUAUGACAUUAUAGUAGCCACUAUAAUGUGGUAGCACAAUGUACUACGUGUUUGUGUUGAUGCUGGUGUAAACAAACCUACUGUAUUCUAGUGCUUUAAAAGUAUAUCACACACAGUUAUGUACACUACAUAAUGCUUAAUAAUAAAUGCCUGUGACUGGUUUAUGUGUUUACUAUGCUUUUUAUCAUUAUUUCAAAGUGUACAUGUUAUUUUUUUAAGUUCGCUGUUAAACAGUAUUCCAUGUUAUAUCAACAGUAGCCUCAUAAAUCUCAUGUUCACUGCAUCUUUCCAUCAUGCCAUUUUCUCUUCUACUUGAUUUAGUCACAUGUUGUUUUGCUCAUCGUGGCCCCUAAGCAUACAAAAUCCAUUGCUCAUAUUGCCACUGUGAGGCCACAUGGAGGGACUGACUUGAAAAUGAAACAAGUGAUUAAGCACUACAAAGGUGGAAAAUCAGUGAUGGUUAUUGCUCGCCAGUCAGGCAUGUCCCAUUCCUCCAUAGCCAUGAGCUUGAAGAACAAGAACAAAGAAGGAUCUGCUUCAUUGAAGGCAAUAAGACUACAAUUCAAGAAGGGUCUAUGUCUGAUGUGCAGGUACUUCUAAUGACCUGGAUUGAAGACCAAACACAGAAGCAUAUUCCUCUCAGUACCAUGAUGGUCAUGGCCAAGGCAAAAAGUUGGUGAUGAUGAAAGAAAAGGCUGGACCUGACCACAGUGUUGAAUUUACUACUAGCUUUGAGUGGCUGAAAUGAUUCAGAAAUCAUUAGUUCAUUGCAUUAUGUGAAAGUGAAUGACAGAACAUUCUUCACAAUCCAAAAGAAAAAGAAGAGACUCAUUCGGGAUGUUCGACGGUUAUGAUAGCUGCAGUGAGGACACAAGUAGCAGCUCCAGCUCCGAGGAGAGUGAAGAAGAAGUUGCUCCUUUACCUUCCAAUCUUCCAAUUAUCAAAAACAAUGGACAAGUGUACACAUACCCAGAUGGUAAAUCUGGCAUGGCCACCUGCGAGAUGUGUGGGAUGGUUGGUGUGCGAGAUGCCUUUUACUCUAAAACAAAACGUUUCUGCAGUGUUUCCUGUUCAAGAAGUUAUUCGUCAAACUCCAAGAAGGCAAGCAUUUUGGCCAGACUUCAGGUAACGGGUAAGCCUCCAACAAAAAAAGCAAAAGUUCUUCAGAAACAACCUUUAGUUGCUAAACUAGCUGCUUAUGCUCAGUAUCAAGCUACCUUGCAAAAUCAAGCAAAGACGAAAGCAGCAGUCUCCAUGGAAGGUUUCAGCUGGGGUAACUACAUCAAUAGCAAUAGCUUUAUAGCAGCACCAGUUACCUGUUUUAAGCAUGCACCUAUGGGGACCUGCUGGGGUGAUAUCUCAGAAAAUGUGAGAGUAGAAGUUCCCAAUACAGACUGCAGCCUACCUACCAAAGUCUUCUGGAUUGCUGGAAUUAUAAAAUUAGCAGGUUAUAAUGCCCUUUUAAGAUAUGAAGGAUUUGAAAAUGACUCUGGUCUGGACUUCUGGUGCAAUAUAUGCGGUUCUGAUAUCCAUCCAGUUGGUUGGUGUGCAGCCAGUGGAAAACCUCUUGUUCCUCCAAGAACUAUUCAACAUAAGUAUACAAACUGGAAAGCCUUUCUAGUGAAAAGACUUACUGGUGCCAAAACACUUCCUCCUGAUUUCUCACAAAAGGUUUCUGAGAGUAUGCAGUAUCCUUUUAAGCCUUGCAUGAGAGUAGAAGUGGUUGACAAGAGGCAUUUGUGUCGGACACGAGUGGCGGUAGUGGAAAGUGUAAUUGGUGGAAGAUUGAGACUAGUGUAUGAAGAGAGUGAAGAUAGAACAGAUGACUUCUGGUGCCAUAUGCACAGCCCCUUAAUCCAUCACAUUGGUUGGUCUCGAAGCAUAGGCCAUCGUUUCAAAAGAUCAGAUAUUACAAAGAAACAGGAUGGACAUUUUGAUACACCACCACAUUUAUUUGCUAAGGUAAAAGAAGUAGACCAGAGUGGGGAAUGGUUCAAGGAAGGAAUGAAAUUGGAAGCUAUAGACCCAUUAAAUCUUUCUACAAUAUGUGUCGCAACCAUUAGAAAGGUGCUGGCUGAUGGAUUCCUGAUGAUUGGGAUCGAUGGCUCAGAAGCAGCAGAUGGAUCUGAUUGGUUCUGUUACCAUGCAACCUCUCCUUCUAUUUUCCCUGUCGGUUUCUGUGAAAUUAACAUGAUUGAACUUACUCCACCCAGAGGUUACACAAAACUUCCUUUUAAAUGGUUUGACUACCUCAGGGAAACUGGCUCCAUUGCAGCACCAGUAAAACUAUUUAAUAAGGAUGUUCCAAAUCAUGGAUUUCGUGUAGGAAUGAAAUUAGAAGCAGUAGAUCUCAUGGAGCCACGUUUAAUAUGUGUAGCCACAGUAACUCGAAUUAUUCAUCGUCUCUUGAGGAUACAUUUUGAUGGAUGGGAAGAAGAGUAUGAUCAGUGGGUAGACUGUGAGUCUCCUGACCUCUAUCCUGUAGGGUGGUGUCAGUUAACUGGAUAUCAACUACAGCCUCCAGCAUCACAGUCAUCAAGAGAAAGCCAAUCAGCUUCAUCAAAACAGAAGAAAAAGGCUAAGUCCCAGCAAUACAAAGGACAUAAGAAAAAGAGGAAGAUGCCAGUUGGGAAGAAGCCUGUCAGUUUGUCGAGCCUGCCCAUGACAGGCGGGGUGCGGAGGAGCUUCUCUGGUGACGAAGAGUUGACUCCUCCUCCAUACCGAGCCCUGCCAGCACAGACAGCCCCAGAGGCCUUCCCACCUCCCAGCACUAGCCGAGAGUUCAGGCCCAGCCUCAAAACAGUGACUACGUUGCAGCUGAAGGAGGAGUUGCUAGAUGGAGAGGAUUACAACUUCCUCCAAGGAGCAUCUGAUCAGGAAAGCAAUGGCUCUGCCAACUUCUACAUCAAACAAGAGCCAUGAGGUGGCUCAGAAACUGAGGGUGGGAGGGGAAAAAUUUUACACAGAACUGAUUUAUAAUCAAUCCAGCUGUACAGCGGGCUAUUCUACUGGGACAUUUUGCUAAACACAGAAAAUUUCAGUUCCAGAUUUUUCAGGUGGGUAGGGAAACUAUUUUAGCUGGGUGGGGGGGGAAAUUUUUCAAUUUAUAAAAAGAUGGACAAUUUUUGUGUUGUAUUUGAAGCUUUUGAAAGAAUUUUGUAAUAUUUUCCAAGUUUGGAUUUAUGUGCAUUGUUAACAAGAACUGAAAAUCUUAACUUUUUUGGUAAGAUUAAAGUUUAGGUAGCAGGAUUGAAGGAAAUGAUUUAAGAAGGAUAUAGUUGUAAAUGCAAAUGAACUGUCAUUACAAAUGAACCUUUUUGGUACCUGUUGGGAGAUUUUUGGAUUUUAGAAGUUAAGCCAGUCACAUCUCCAGCUUCCUUUGCUGCAGAAAUAUGCAACUGAACCCCUCAUGGAGGGCUCAUCACCAUGUAGAUCACGGAAGGGGUAAUUAAUUCUGCUUGAUGGCAUUUUAUUGCAGCCCAUUUUAAUGUUUGUACAGAAAUGUUUUUCAUUCUGUGAAAAUUUAUUUGGAGUUCUAUAUGAAACUGGAAGAACUCUGGAUACAUUUAUGUGUUCUUUUAAGUAAAAAAUGAUUCAAAUUAUCCUAACACUAAAGUGUUUAAACUGGAAUGGUUGACAAGAUAUACAGGAUCUCGAUAUUGCGGGGUUAGGGAAUACAUAUUGUGGGGUUAGGGAAAAUGCAAUAUUAUCCUAAGUUUAUUUUCUUUUCCUUGCUAAAAUAAACCUCACAAAAAGGGAUUCUGAUUAGUUCUCUGCCAUUUCCCUCCAUCUGUGAGAUAGCAACUUGGCAUGACCACACCCCAAAACAGAUGUUCUAUAUUACCAAAACAAUCAAAAGUUGUUCAAAGCCGAAAUAGGUUUAGAUUUCAAAAUCAUUCCAGCUCCACAUUUAACUAGCUUGGAUUUGUUAGAAAACUAAUUUGAAAGAGAAUUUUAAUUUUCAUGCAAUUCCUAUAUCUAGUAUGAAUUAUCUUUAUUUGUAGUCAGAAUUUAUUUUAACAGUAAUAACAGUAAGUGAUUUGGACCAUUUUGAACAUUCCCUAUUUUAAAAUUCACAUGGCUUCCUUUAAAAUUAGGGUACAAGGGUAAAUUGGUGAAAGGUUUGCUGUUUUCUUACCUUCUACCGAGUUGUGACUGAAUGAGAGAGCUCUAGCGUUUACCAGUGAGGUUCAUAAACUAAACUCUCAGGAAUUCAUUGCAUCUGUUGUAGAAGUGCUUCUGGGUCUUAGCCUGGCCUCUUCAGAGUGAUAAUACUGACCAUCUCCUCUGGAAUAUAGGCAGGGCUAAUUAGAAAUUAAUCAAAAUGAUUAACCUCUACAGUCCUUCAGCCUAUGAAAUGCUUUAAAAAAUGUUAGAAAGUCCCAGGAGACCAUUUUAGGUAAGAUUUUUGUUUGAAUUUUAAAAUGCAUAGAACGUUUAAAACCAGCAAUUUAUUUUCUAAAAUAUUGCUCUACUUUUGGGAAUAAUAGCAUUGGUAAUACGCACAGGUUUACCUCAUUCUAUGCAAGAGGGGUUAAUAUCAUAAGAUUUUGUAGUAGCUACUGGAAGUAAAAUGUGUUACUUUAUAAUGUAAGAAUGUAUGGAAUCGCAUGUCACCAUUUCUUAAUACUGACUCUUUGGGGGCAUAAAUGCAGAUCACAUCAACGCAAGUUGAUUCUCGUGUCAAAUAUAUGUGAAUUCAGCUGUAAAUUACUGGAUAUCUUAAACAACAUUGCUGAGAGGGACCUACCAUAAAUGUGACAUCCUCACACUUCCCAAAUCUUGAACUUUGAAGAAUCUUCCCGUAAACUUAAAGCCUAGAAGAGUUCCAAGGCAAAGGGUACAGCAGUCUUUAUUCUCAGGCUCAGUGGAUUAAAUACAGGACUGUGGCUCCAUGAUGUAGGCUCAAGAAGCCUGUGGUGUACCUUGGGUGUAGGGAUCCUCUGGGGAACUGAAUAAACCAAGAGGGGUGUGAUUUGGAGCCAACCAGUCCUGGUAAUUUGUUCUGUGAAUGCUCAUCUGUAGCCAGGUUUUAUAAGCUUCCAGUUCUGUAGCAAAAACCAGGCUCUGAGUGUUUUAGGAUUUCCUACAUACUCAUGAAGUGUUUUUUGUCUUGAUCCAGUGACCAACAGUUAAGGGUUGGUAAGGACUUCCUACGGUCUAAACACAACCUGAAGCCCUCCUCAUUACUCAUACUCUAACUCCUGCUGCUGAGAACAGAAAAUAAGUCAAUGCAGAGGAGAUAUAUGUCUCAGCCAUAACUCUUGAUUGUACAACUCAGUAGACCCAUUCUCUUACGGUUCACAGUGUACUGCUGACCUUGGGUUUGUUUUUGUUUUUGUUUUCCUGUUAGGAUUACUUGGGGACUUUUGGUAGUUUAAACUCUUUAACCUUUUCCUUGCUGUGUAUGAGGAAAGCUAAAGCUGUUAUCAACUUCUUAUUCUACGGAUACUAACACGGGUUUUCAGUGUUUGUUUGUUUUUAUUAUUAUUAAUUUUGUGUGAUGUGAAUACCCUCUCCCAUCAAUAUUUGUAUUAUGGUGCUAUAUAUUUGGUAAUGAUCCUUUAAUAUUGGGAAGGGAUUUUAAAAAUACUGUGAUUAAACUGGGUUUCUUCCUUUGAUUUUCAUAUUUUAAAUAAAGCCACAGUCAUUUAUACAAAAGAAAAGCAUCUCUCUGUUCCUAGGCAAAUCUUUUGAGGACAGAGAUCAAAGUAAACUGCAUAAGGUUUUUACAUCAUUUCUGUAUGUAUUUGAUAUAUAGAUCAAUAUCUGUACAAAUUUAAUCUUUUAUUUUCUGGUAACUUGUGAUCAUUGAGAAAGUGUUUGAAACUUUCUCAUGAAGUGUAUAUAAUGGCGUGAAAAAUUCCUUCAGAGAAAUUUAUGUUCCUUUCAUUUUUACCAAAUUGCAAAUUUUCAGCAUGGAUGUGAAAAGCAUUAAAAUUAUAACUUUGUGUACAAGAUUAAAAUAAUUCACUAAAUUUGCCCUUUUUUACACAAAAUAAAAUGUUAAAGUUAAGCUGUA